Molecule: messenger RNA, 686 nt
Organism: Pelmatolapia mariae (spotted tilapia)
Lineage: Eukaryota; Metazoa; Chordata; Actinopteri; Cichliformes; Cichlidae
Product: probable RNA-binding protein 46
Exons: 4
Source: RefSeq, a predicted model, not a curated record
AUGACCUGGAGCGCUGCAUGUACCCCCUGCUGCCCGGCACCCCCCUCACUGCCACCAGCCUGCUGUCGCUCAAGCAGAGUCAGAUCACCUCGGCCGUCAGCCUGCUCGACUUUUACUGCUGCAAAAACUGCUGGUUGCCCCCAGAAUACUACCUGUACUCCACACCAGGGCAGGAUGGAAAGCUACUGUUACUGUACAAGGUGGUGAUACAAUCCACACGAAGGACGUACAUCCCUGACAAGCUGUGUGCUCUGCUGGAUGAUGCCAAGGAGCUUGCUGCUCAGACCACCCUGUGGAACCUGGACUUGUCUUUUCUGAGCGGAGCAUCCUGCGACUCUCCCAGCAGCAACUCUCCUCCUCUCGCCAUUUCCCCACCUGCUGCCACUGUCACCACUCCAGGGGUCCUGACCUGCGCCAGCCGGGCCUUCGCCUCCUGCCUCCCUCCACCUCCACCUCCUCCACCUCCUCAGUCCCCAUACCCCCUCUCCACCCUGUCUUCUCUCUCAUCACUCAGCCCUGCCGCCUCUCACACUCAGAGACUCUACAUCAGCCCGCAGUCGCCGUUCUACUGAGGUCAUUUUCUGCCAGAGGCGCUUCCUCGCCUUAGGGUCAGAAGUUAGAGGAAGAUCUACAGAAGGAAAGUGCAAGGAAGAAAAGGCAGGACUGUGUUUCUUACAGUUACGCUG